AUGGAGCGCGUCCUCACCAUACCGGAGAUAUUGCUUUGUAUAUUCGUAAAUCUAGAUCCUGAUUCGAAUGCGCGCAACGCGCGUGUCUGUAAGCAGUGGUGUCAACCUGCGCUCGAUGAAACCUGGCGAGAUGUUGGACCGGAGGUUUUCCGCUCGUUGGCUCCGACAGAUGUGGAGCAAUUAUCCUCAAACAUUAUCGAUUUCAUUCAUCCACCGACUGUACAGGAUUGGAGACGCUUUCUUACGAGCACCAGCCGGGUACGGACUUGGCAGGACUCCUCCUGGCGCUUAUCGUGGCGACUGUCGAAGAAGGCAGCGCAGGACAUAUCGGCCACUCGUACGACCUUGUCCAUCUUUCCUAAUUUGCGGAGUCUAUCUCUUGGUUCAACGGAGCUCGAAUUGUUUCUCAUGACCGACUCCGUUCGAAGGUUGGACCUGAUGCUGGAUCCAGACUUGAAGGUGUUUCCCUCGCCGCAUAUCCCCUCGACUCUGGACAGUAUUCGGGAACGACUUAUUCAUCUCGAAUACCUCAACAUCUGCCUCGAAAACGAAAGCAUCCGGAUCCCAGACGAAUGUCUUAUCGCACUUCUCAAGAGUCUCUCCAGACUAAACUAUCUCUCCCUUCCAAUCCUGUGCCUCAACCUCCCCAUCAUAGUAGCACUCUCGGGACACCCACAUCUGCAGGCCAUCAACUGCGACUUGGAACCGCCUUUCGUGCUCCACACUCAUCAAGUCAGCUCUCGCCCGACACUUUGUUCAGACGAACAUUUGGACGUGGGAGCGUUUCCAUCCCUCAAAAUUAUACAGUUCUCUAUUGGCAAAAUCAUGCAUGCUACGAGCUUUCUUACCAUGCCGCAUUUUCCUCUAAGGAACCUCGCAUCCCUCUGGAUCCACAUACGAUCAGCUCCCUCCUCUAAAUCGGUAGAAAUAUUCCUUGAAGACCUUUUACCGACUUCCCCGCUUCUGGAAGAGCUAUCCCUCGCUUUCCACCGGAUCAAUUACAGCGUUUCAAGAAACAACUUCGACACCAUCCCACAUCUUCAUAUCCGUCAUCUCUUUCCCUUCUUACGCUUUCCUCGACUCAACUCCUUCACAGUAACACAUCCAUAUCCCAUCCAAAUGACGGAUGCUGACGUCAUCAAGAUCGCGACCAACUCUCCUCUAUUAGAGGUGCUUAGUCUAAACCCGAUCCCCAUCGUUACUGCGCCGACCACGCUUACCUUAGGCUCGCUUCUGCCUCUGGCGUUGCACUGUCCGUCCCUCGGGAAGGUCGGCCUUUAUCUCGAUGCAUCUAUCUCUAUCCCAUUGCCCGCCAUCAAUCGUCUCAACACAUCGUCUAUGGAGUUGUCUCUCGGCCGGUCGCCCCUCUCCACUACCGUUGACGCAGCGGUUACGACUUACCCUUCCAUUGCCGAAUAUCUCGCGUCGUUCCUCUCUCACUCUUCCACAUGGACAUGGCCGGAUGCUGAACGGUAUACUGCUAAAGUAGAAAAACCAGAGGAAUGGCUUCCGGCUUUUGCGACGGACUAUCAUGACUGGGAGGAGUAUGAACGUGGGUGGAAGGUUAUCGAGGCGAUGACACAUCUGAUCCUCAAAGAUCGGGUAUUAAUGAAGGACAUUAAUGACGCCAUGAUACCUGGCUCGUGCGCAGGCCCGAGUGGUGAGGAAAACAUAGACGCGGGAUCAGACCGUACUGGAGAGGCUGCCAUGAUGGUGCUUGAGGAGAAUGAUCGACUGAGAAAGCAGUUGUUAGAGCUGCAGUCGAAGUAUGAUAUUCUCGUGCAAAAGCAGGAUCCUGAUGCGUGA
Messenger RNA from Stereum hirsutum FP-91666 SS1, 1806 nucleotides. RefSeq lists its product as uncharacterized. The transcript has 2 exons. The record is from RefSeq and is a predicted model, not a curated record. NCBI's taxonomy places the organism in Eukaryota, Fungi, Basidiomycota, Agaricomycetes, Russulales, Stereaceae. Bases 1 to 1806 code for a protein of 601 amino acids. Gene Ontology annotation, molecular function: protein binding.